UGUAUGUUUUGUCUCGGGCAGUGCCCAGCCCAAAAGGGGGUCCUGGGACCGAGCGUCAGUGAACCGUACCAAGGCAUCAGACGGCCGUAUCGGGCCCUGUACGUUCCAGUCCUUGGCACUACAUGGAAAUGCGAAUAAAUAUGUUUACUGUGCGCAGGCAAUUUGACCAUGAGGGACGAACAUUAUCGAGGCAUUAUCGCUAACUAAUGUAUCAUCUGUAAUGUGCCAACUUCAAUCGUUAGUGCUGGUUGUUAAUUGCACUGGCGUGAUAUUCUAGAAACUUUACCGUCAACAACCGUUUCUGAUUUCGAGUUUGCUAGUUCUGCUUCGUUGGGAUUUCUUCAAUUUUACGAUUUUUGAUCUAAUCAUGGACGUGGAUUUGAAAUGGAUCAUUAACGAGGAAGAGAGAACCCGUCAUGACGCUUUGUUCUACAGCCAAAACCCUGAGAAUGGGUUUUUAUCAGGAGAGCAGGCUAGAUCUCUGUUUAUUCGCUCAAGGCUACCACUGGCAGAGCUCAGCAAAAUUUGGAAACUUGCAGAUGUUACAAGGGACAUUUUCUUGGAUGUAUCUGAAUUUGCCACUGCAAUGCAUUUAAUACAAUUACGGCUAAAAGGUUUUGAUAUUCCUGAGAAGCUGCCCUCGACGCUAGCACCAGUGAGGGUCCCUUUUGUUGAAUUACCAACCAUGACAAUAGACGAACGAAAAGCAUACCAGCACAUCUUUGACUGGAAGGAAAACAACCAAUCAGGAUCAAUUGACAGUAUAGAUUGGCAAGAAACCUUCAAAACCAAUGGGCAGAGAAGAAAGGGGAAGGGAAAGAUCAGCAGUUCUGAAACAUCUUGUGAGUUACUGGCUUUGUCAAACUUGGACAAUACAAACCUGUCAAGAAUAUGGAACCUGUCAGAUAUUGAUCGAGAUGUAAAAUUAUCACCUGAUGAGUUUGCUAUUGCAAUUCACUUAGCUCAUCUCUGCAGAAAUGGGUACCAGCUAGAAGGAAGCAUAGAUGUUAUGGGGUUGCUUCCACCUGAGGAUACAAAAGAUACAGAGGAAAUUCAAAAACAAAGAUUAAUAGUGCUACAAGAAGAGAAACGAAAUUUGUUCUCUUUGAAGGAGAAAUUGUGCAUGCAAAUAUCUCUCGGCGUGGGUGAGAAGGACGUCUCGGACAAUGCCCGUUUGGAGCUUAACAAAGUGGAAGAGAGAUUAUACAGCAUCGAAAAGAAGGAGACCGAUCUACGAAAGAUCCUUCAAACGCUUCGAGACAAAUCCAAGAGGGAAGCUUUUAAGCCGUUUGACCGAAACUACCUCGUCAAGAAACACAUCUCUGGCGAGGACCUGUUCAAAGGACAGAAGAGAAGCUUUAAAGGCAACGACGAUGGAGUACUGUUCGAGAGGAUUCUAAGAGACAGCAAACAAUUCGUCGAAGACAGUCGGGCAGUUAACAAGAGUGAUACAGAAUCAUCAUCGAGACAACCACAAGAAGCAGCUCGAGAGGCGGCAUCGAGUGAAACCGCUAGCAACAACUCAACAGCGCACAGGCUCGUGAAUGGCCAACACAACGGAGAACAAUCAGUUAUCACCCGAGAAACCCGUGUAUGCACUGAAUCCAUGAUAUCGAGCGAGCGGACUCUCCACAUCACUCCCCCAACAAGUCACCAAAACAAUAUCAAGGCAUUAGAAGACCACAUAUCCCCAGUUGCUGCUGAGGGGAGAGUCGUGCAAGACGUUGAGCAAGCGCUCCAGUCCCAAGACGACACGCUAGACGAUUCAUUUUCUUGGGUACCUUCAGGCAAGAGAGAAGUCAUCGUCAAAACAGUCGAAGAGGAAGUACUUGUAAAACCUAAACCCUCCGCGCCAAAACCAGAAGAGCCCGUAAUAUUAUUCAAACACGAAUCUAAAAGUUCUGAUCGCGUAGACGAGAAAUUAAGGCAACUAGAGAUCGAGGAAAAUGAAAAGAAAGAUUUUUGUUCGCGCUCGGUUGUAAGACCCGUUGAGGAGGAGGUUAUAGUCGGUGUAGCGAAAACUUCCGAAUCGUCAGCGUCAGAAUUGGAUACAUUAUUUAGUAAAUUGUCCAGUGAAGAGGAAUCCUCCGAAAUGAAUGGAUUAAAUAAUAACGAAAGCCUUGCCCAUAGGAAAGGGCCGAGCCCCCCACCCACGGGUGACCAGGAUAAUUAUAAGCUUCCUGUAGGGCGGGUACUGUCUGAGCAAGAGGAGAAGAACCUGAUAGAAUCGGGUGUGCUGUCAAAGGAGAAGCCUGCGCACUACUACAGAGAGAUCUCCAAGGAGGACAAGCUUUAUAUCGAGGACAUGCGGCAGAAAGAGGCGGAAAGACAGCGAGUCCGCGAAGCGGAAGAGGAAAAAAGAAGGCAGGCCAGAGAAGAGUUACAAAGGAGAGAGGAAGAAAUAAAGAGGGAAAUGUUCUUAAGGAAGCACGCUCUGCAGGAGGUGAAAGGAAAAUUAGAGACGCAGAUGGUCCUGGCGGAUCAAGACGAGGUUCCUGUGGCAACCUCACGUAUGGAGGGUGGUACGCUGAUUGAGCGAGAGCUCGAGGAGCAGAGAAAGAGAGAGGCGGAACAGAGACGCAUGGCACAAGAGAUUAAUACCUUGAAGGAGCAGGAGAAAGAGAAGGAACGAAUGCGAAUAAGUAAGGCUAUGGGCGGGAAGCAGCCAACGGUUAAUAUAGAUUCGGGUAGUAGUGUACCAAUAAACAGGAGACCGCAGAAAGCAGACGCACCGAGUCGCGAUCAUAGAAAAAGCUGGAUCGAUCUUGAAGUGGAGCGGCAGAAAGAGAAAGAGGAAGCACUAAAACAAGAACUUGCUCAGCGAAAACACAGCACACAAUCACAUCACGGCAAUACCAACCAAAAAGGGCAAUCAGCAACGCGUUCAGUUGAGCUCGAGGCGCCUGUCAGUGUUAAGAACGUUGCUGCCGUGCAUUCCCAGCCACAAUAUUCAACAAGGCAGACCAGCAAUACGGCCAAUUCGAACCCUGAAGAACAUAGAAAGCAGAGUGAACCCAUCAGGCCGGUUGUAAACCGAGAGGCGCGCACCGAGGCGCCCGCGUCUUCAACCGGGACGCCAAGGGUGAAGGGUGUGGUCGAGUCAAGUGGGGUACACGUCAAGGUCGAUGAAGUGCCUAGUGAGCGCGAGAGCGACGCGGAGCGACGGAAGAGGGAGGAAAACGAGAGGUUUCGUCAAGAGAGCCUAAAGCGUGAGGCCGAUGAACUCAUGCAGCAAAAACGAAUCCGAGAGGAAGAGCUGCAAAGACGACGCCAACAAGCGCUCCAAGAUGCUGAGAAACGAAAAAGAGAGGAAGAGGAGAGAAUAUCAUUGCAGCGGCAACAGUCCGAAUCAAGGCGGUUUGCCUUUCAGGCGCAUAAGGUUAAGCUAGAGGAGCGUGUGUUGAAGUCGAUGGAGGAUAAACAGGUUCAAGAGUCUAGGCAAAGUCGUAGCUCCAGCACAAGCAGCGAGGAGCCGUUGCAAGUAGCACCGAACGCUCAAAGGCCACCCAAUACGGUAGCCGAAGCAAGCACUGAGCAAGUCGUUAUGCGAGAGAAGCGGCGAAGUGUGCGUGAUUCGUUGUCUUGCUUUGAGGCGCCAAUUAGUAGGGAAGCACCGAGAGAUGUGCGUAAGAACAGGUUCUCUCUCAAUUUAGAAAACACUGUCAAGUCAAACCCAGACGCUAAUAAAAUUGCAAAGACGCAAAGAUCGUCGUUCUGCGGAGAUGGCCUUUUUGCGCGAGAGGUCCAAGAACAGCAAGAAAGGGAACAAGAAUUGCUAAGAAGAGCAAGUGCCCAUCGAGUCCACGAGAACAAAGGCGCCAGAGAAGGUACACCGGAACAUGCGUCUUCCACCGCGCCUAAUGUAAUCUUCAUUCCUAAGGGUAACCCGCCUCCAAAGGACAUGCCGCAAAGAAAGGACUCGCGCUCGUCCUCGUUCAAGGAUCAUGUAGAUGGCCAGCGGGCGGAGCUAGAAGAUAUGUCUGAAGAGAGGAUACUAAGAGAGAUCGAGGAGUUGCGGCAGAAAGAGCUGGAAAUUCAAGCACGGCGAACUAUGCUGGAGAAGAUGGCCGCCCCAACUAUUGCGUCGGCAUCGUCUUUAUCCAGGAAGGAGCUUAGUGAUGUGAAGAAGAAUCCUGUGCCGAAUAAAAUCCAGAUGCGCAAAGCUCCUGUAAUCAACGCUCUUUCUAAACCUGCAGCAGCCGCUGCUCCAAGCAGACAACCUGGUCCUGUCCAGUCCACACCGCCAACCUCCUCCAUGGAACCAAAACCCGCGAUUAAAGAACCGGCGAAGACCGCAUUUUAUCGAAAGAGCUUCAUCGAGUUGGAGCGAGAGAAAGAGCUUCAGCGAGAGGAGGAGCUUAGAAAAGAACGCGAGGCGGUGAAACAGGAGCUAGCGGCAAAGGCGCAGCUACAAAGGAAGUAAUCUUAUACAGGAUGACGCUGGGGUAGAAUCUCUAUUUGCAUGUCAUACGCAUGUCAUGCCAUAGUAGGAAUAUUCUUAAAUUGUUAUCGAAAUAUAUUGGAUAAUAUAGGAUAAAUAUAAUGUAGAGAAGAUCGCAUGUUGCGGUGCAUGCGUGCAGGUAUAUUUAAAUGUUUUGCACGAGAAUAAAGCGUUUUUUAUAAAUCAAAAUAUUCCUUACAAGAAGCGCUAAUCAUAACCUUAUCAAUAGAUAGAUAAAUCUAACCAAAGGUAUCUUUAGCCUUGUUUUCCUACGAGUCUCGUUUUCGUGACAUACAAUGUAUAGGUAUUUUCAGAGCCUCUUCCUGGAUGCAUUGCUUUGGAAAAUAUUUUGAUUAUAAGGACUUUUCUGCGUGUUUUUUUUUUCCAGAAAAGGAUUUAUAAUCAACAUUCAGAAAUAUUUUAACGACUUUGCAGGAUUGUUAUUUUGGCCUGAAAGGAAUCAGUCAUCUAAGAAUAUUUACCUUUUGCUGGCGUCGAAACUAUUCGAUAACGCAAUGUAUUGUGGAUAAGGUGGGUGGAUUCCUGUAUUUUUGGGACGUCACUUCACAAACCACAGGGAGCCCUCGAAAUAGCUGGCGUUAGGGCAUGAUAUGAAUAGAAUCGCAUGUGUUCUACCGUUCAAUGAGGUGUGUUAUAGUUUAUUUUGUAGAUUUGAAUCAUCUUUGAUGGUAUUUUGAUAGUUCUUGUAAAGAAUGGCUAAGCCAAGUACCUGUGUACUGUUUGUAAAAAUAAAUCAACUUCUAUUUC
Messenger RNA from Nematostella vectensis (starlet sea anemone), 5209 nucleotides. RefSeq names its product trichohyalin. NCBI's taxonomy places the organism in Eukaryota, Metazoa, Cnidaria, Anthozoa, Actiniaria, Edwardsiidae. The transcript is spliced from 18 exons. Gene Ontology annotation, molecular function: calcium ion binding; protein binding; molecular adaptor activity. The record is from RefSeq and is a predicted model, not a curated record. Gene Ontology annotation, biological process: endosomal transport; clathrin-dependent synaptic vesicle endocytosis. Gene Ontology annotation, cellular component: presynaptic membrane; clathrin-coated pit; plasma membrane. The coding region runs from base 368 to 4423 and encodes 1351 amino acids.